AUGGAUCUCUUCCGUCGCCUUCAUCAGAACUCGUAUCCGCCCCGGCUGUCACCCCUAAGCGGCUCCCAAGAACCGCGCGAUGAUCGUGCUCGCCAGCCGAGCGGUCUCUCACCCGCCCAUGACCCUCGCCGUCGUGCCGACAGCGACAAGGCCCGACCGGCCAGUCGCUACGAAUACACGACCCCCUCAUCAGAUCUAUACUCACCGGGUGUAUCAAGGGGGUCGCAAGGGGUCCGGGGUGAGAAUGCUGGGGCGGCGAUUUCUCCGCCGCGGAACCAACAGCAUGCGCACCAGCAUCGGCGGAAUGCCAGCCUCGAAACGCGGCAGCACGCACAUGCGCAUCGCAGAAAUCACUCUCAACCGCAGGGAGCUCAAUACCGAGAAGGUGCGUAUUUUUACUAG
Molecule: messenger RNA, 402 nt
Organism: Penicillium subrubescens
Lineage: Eukaryota; Fungi; Ascomycota; Eurotiomycetes; Eurotiales; Aspergillaceae
Exons: 1
Coding region: 1-402 (133 amino acids)
Source: RefSeq, a predicted model, not a curated record